UCUUAUAUUUUUAUUUACUCUGCCAAAAAAAGCUAACAAACACAGUUCUUAUUCAGUCGCUGGCUGAAAUUUCUCCACAUACAAAAAUAAAAAAGGAAUUUUUAUAGAAACUACAAAAACAUACAAUAACAACAAUUAAAAAAAGGAUAUAAUUUGACAUUUGCAGUUUGACAUAAUAUGGCGACUUCAAGUCUAAUAUAAUAAUAUAACAAUUUCAAAAAUCGUAUGUGUUUCUGAAGAAGACGAAAUAAAAAGGAUUAAACACAAAAAUUUAAUCCUUAAGUGAAUAAGUAUAAGUGAGUUGUUGAAAAGUUCCAAAAAAUCAGAAAAAAAAACAGAAACAACAACGGAACAAAAAUAAGUUUAACUUGCCCAAAAUUUGUAUCCUUGUGUAUUAAAAUAUAAGAAGUGUACUCAAGGGAGAAAGUGCAUGCCACCCACCCUAUACCUUCACCCCAUAUAACCCAAUACAACAACCCAUCAUACCUCCACCAAUACAAUACUAGUCUAGUUAUAGGGUAGGUAGGUAGUGAAGCUGGUUCUUCCUCGUUGCUCGUUGCUCGUCGACGACGUCUCCGUCGUAGUCGCCACUCAUACAAAAUUGUGUUAUUGAUUUUUCCUGAUUCAACGGUGCGUUGUUGUUUUCCGUUUGCAUUUCCGUCAUCGUGUCGUUGAAACGUGAGCGUUUUCGUCCUUCGUCCUCGUUUUCGUUCUUGUUCUCGUUAUCGUUCUCGUUUUCGUUCUUCUGCGGCACUAGCUGGCUAAAUAGUUCGAGAGCAGAUAUUGUACAGUAUCUAUAGAAGCAGGAGCGAGCAGCAGGACCUGCAGCAGUAGCAGUAUACUAAGUAGUAGUAACCCCAUAUGAGUGGAAAUUGUCAAGCAAUUAUUAUUCAAGAGUGCAUUCAGCGAUAAAAUAAAAAGCAAAGAAAAACAAAAUCAACAACAACAACAACAAUCGACAGAAACAAAAGUUCAAGGAUUCUCGUGUGUAAUAACAACGUAUCCUCCAGAUCAGAGAUUGACACCGCUUCAUCGACUAUAGCAGCCUCCAUCAAUUCUCGCAUCACAGCAUCAGGAGCUCCAUCGCGAUACAAAAUCUUUCAAUUCGGUUCAGUUCGAUUCGAUUCGAGUUGCUUCGAUUUUUGCUUUCGAUUGGAUUCGGUUCGGUUUGGGUUUGGGUUUGAUUUUCCGGCCCGUAGGCAAUUUUUUAAGUGUAUGACUUUUCUACUUGUCGUCAUUGAAGUCUUUGGCGGUUGUCCUUUGUAGAGUAAAACAACAACAACAACAACUACCAGUGGCAACCAGCGACAGCAGUAGCAGCAGCAUCCUUGUUUUUUUAUAUUCAAGUGGGGUUUUUGGGAAAAGUGCCUACCUCAUCUUCCUCCUUGAAAUGCGUUAUCGUCGGCAUGAAUGCUGCAUUGUUUAGGGAAAUGUCAUCAUGAUGAUGAUGAUAUUAUUGACAUUUGCCUAGAGAGCCGCAAUACACACCCCUUCUAGUAUCCUUUUGGUCCAUAUCUUUCCACCCCACACCCUAUCUCUACCGUGUCACCAUAUCGAACAUAACGAGAAGGUGUUAAGUGAGUGACGUUGACGUGUGUUUGUGUGGGUUUUAUAAUUUCUAUUAAUUCCUCGUCUUAACGUUUGGCGCGGAGCGGCGGCGGCUGCAUAAGACUUAAGGCGAAAUUAUAUAUUUUGGUGCGGGCGAAUUCAUCUCAAUUUAUAAUAUAUGCAUCGUGGUCUCCUUUUGAGAGGAGUGAGUGUCCUUGGAAUUAGUCAAGAUUAUGUACUUUAAUCGGAGCCCCCCAAGUCAUAAGAAACCCUUGUUGGGGGGCUCCACAGAAAGCUUGGCAAAGUACAACAAAUCAUCGAGUGGCAUAGGGAAAUUGCUACACCACCAUCAUCACAGUCACAACCAUCACCACCACCAUCAUCAUAAGCAGCAUCAUCAUAGUCAAAUAUCCGGCUCCUUGUCAUUGGGAACGACAUUGUCUUCAUCUUCAUCUUCGUCGUUGUUAGGAGCUUCUGCAGGAGCAGGAGGAGCGUCUUCUUCCAUGAUGUAUUCAAGUUCAUCAACAACGAAUCUGAUGGCCGGAAGUGGAUCGCAUUUGGGUGGAAAUGUGCAUCCGCAUUCACAUUCGCGUAUUAAGCGAAACAAAAAGAAUUCAUGGGGCGCCCGGGAACGGGCCGGAAUGAGUUUUUUAAUUGUUAUUGCAUUCUUUGCCGUUUUUGGGUUAAUUAUUUUAACAGAGCUCUUCAUGAUCGACGAAAAGAGCCACGGCGGAAUGGUUGUACUGAGGCAUGGAAAUCUUGGCAGCCGGUUGGGCGAUUCACUGCCAGAUUAUGAUAAUGUAAAGGAGGAUUACGAUCUCCUGGAUGGCAGCUUACUAAUGAGUGAUAAUAAGUUAGGAAUAUUUCAAUUUCACAGUGACAAUAAGUUAAAAAUUCAAGAUCGUCUAUCAAUGGGCAUUUCGAAUGCCUUAAAUGACGAUGACACAAACAGUAACGAAGGUGCCAACGCAGCAGCAGCUCGACAAGCAGCGGGUGGUGUAGCCGCUGGUAACGGCGGCGCCUUAGGAGGAGCAGGGGCUGCUGGUGCCGGUGCAGGUGCAGGUGCUGGCGCUGGUACAGGUGGCAUCAACAACAUCCCUUGGGGUAAAAUGCUACCCGAGAAAAUCGAACACACCCUUCCCCAUUAUCCAACUGGAAUGCGGCCAACAGAUGGCUCCUGGCAAGUUGUCAACGGCACCCGUUUCAAAUUCUUUGUCUUUUCGGCCUACUACGACCGGCGGGAUGGAGCCAAGCUUGUGCGAGUUAUUGGGGCGACGAAGACCCGCGGUCCUGAGCGAGUGUGGUGUCGCUUCUGGUACACUUACCGUGAUGCAAACAAUCACACGAGAUACAAUUCAGCAACGGUGAUGGCUCGGGUAAAGGUAAUUCGAGAGAACUGGAAUCUCAAGUACAGUGCAUGCUUUGUUCUGUGUCCCUUACGAACGGCCGAACUGAAUGUGCCCCAAUCCGUGAGUAUUGUUAGCCGACUUCGAGCACCGCCGGGAAAUAUACUACGCGUCCGGAAUACCGAUCAGGAUCCAGAUUUUGUGAAUCGGACCGCAACGUCAUCGCCGGCAUCAUCGUCGUCGUCGUCCUCGUCGUCAUCAUCAUCGUCAUCACCUGUCGACCAUAUUGCCGACAAGAUAGCUAUUUGUGUCAAGCCGUUCCAUUUCAACUACGACCAAGCCUUGUAUCUUAUGGAGUAUUUGGAAUUUAACUCCCUUUUGGGUGUGUCACACUUUACAUUCUACAAUCACACCCUUGGCAGUCGAGCAACAUGUGUCCUCAAUCACUACAUCGAUGGUACCAUACCCGCCAAUCUAACUGCUGCAGACGCAGAUAAACCUGAAUUUCUUGUCAAAGAAAGCUCAACGCCAGAUGAUGCAAAAUCACCUCAUGGCGCAAAUAAUAAUAAUAAUAACACACGAAAAUACGAAAGCACCUAUACUAAGCCAACUGUAACUAUACUACCAUGGGAUUUAAGGAUGCGUUCCCAAAAGGAAAUACGCACUGAGGGUUUAUUUGCAGCCCUUAAUGAUUGUUUAUAUAGAAAUAUGUAUAGAUAUAGAUAUCUAGCUCUGGUGGAUUUGGAUGAAUUUAUAAUUCCACGGCAUGGGGAUACAUUAAACGAAUUAAUUAACUGGUUAGAUAAGAGAUAUAAGAAUCGUAAUGCGGGUGCCUAUUCAUUCCAGAACGCGUUCUUCUAUUUGCAAUUUCAAGACGAUCCAUGGUUGUAUGACACGAAGAGUGCAAAUCAGAGAUUACGAGCAGCACUAGUGACGCAAAGAAAAACAAGGAGACGUUCAAAACUUCAUCCCCAAAAACAACGCUCAAAAUAUAUAUGCCGCCCUGAAACUGUUGUUGAAGCUGGCAAUCAUUUUGUUUGGGAAUUUUCACCUGGAAAAGGUUCAUUAAAUGUACCACCCGAUGCGGGUAUAUUGCAUCAUUAUAGGGUGUGUGAAUUUGGUGGCAAUGAUUGCAUAAAAUCCCCAUCGAUAGUCGAUAGAACAGCAACUCGUUAUGUCAAUCGUCUGGUUGAACGUGUCGAAUCAGUCUACAAUUAUCUCAAAAAACCAUGUGAUCUACCUGAUUUACCAUUGAUUCCUGAAAAACCACCACCACCGGAACCAGCAAAUGAACCCAAAUAUAAACCAAUAAUUCGAAGUCAAAAAGAUGACAAAACUAAUAACGUAAAAGUUCAUCCGAAUCUUUAUAAUAUUAAACAACCGAAUAAGAAAAUUGAUGAAGACAACGAUGUAUUAAAUAAAAAUGAUAAUGUCGAUAAUGUAGUAGAACCAGUAGUAGAGCCAUCAUCAGGACCUCCUUCACAACCUGAUAAUGACAAUGAAGCACCACCCCCAACAGAAAUUAAACGAAAAGUUAUUGUCUUCGAACAAGAUUCGAAUGGUCAAACAAAAGUCAGAGUUAAAUAUGUUACUUAAUUUUAUAUAAAAACAAAUUUUCCGUUAUAAGUGUUUUCAUUUUGUUUUAAGAUUUAACAAUUUCUAUUUUGUAAUACUCUCAUAUGGAAAAAAGAAACCAUCUAAGGAAAGAAAAAUAAUAAGUAAAGAAAAUAUUGGCAUGAUUUCGAGAUACAUAAAUUUAAACAUUAAACAUAUCAUGCGUCUAAUUUAUGCCUGAUUUAGAAAAAAUAAAAGAUAUUUAGAGCCGCUAUACACAAACAAAUAGACAAAUGAAAUAUAUAUAUAUGCAUUCAAAACAUACCACACACAUAAAAAACUCACAACAAAAACAUACAUGGAAACCUUACUUAGAGAAAAUACUGCUUAACUUACAAAACUAUUUGCUACGAAGACACAAAGACCUUGGAAUAAGGUUUAACUGAUGAAAUUACGGUUUUGUUUUUCUUUUCUUAUUCUCUCUAGUCUUAAAAAAAAUAUUAAAAAUGCUUGUAAAAAAUAUGAAUUAAAUAAAACAGAUCUAUUUAAACAUAAAUUAAAAAA
This is a messenger RNA of Eupeodes corollae, 5012 nucleotides long. RefSeq lists its product as uncharacterized. The transcript is spliced from 9 exons. The record is from RefSeq and is a predicted model, not a curated record. NCBI's taxonomy places the organism in Eukaryota, Metazoa, Arthropoda, Insecta, Diptera, Syrphidae. The coding region runs from base 1782 to 4490 and encodes 902 amino acids.